CCUAUAGGUACAUAUAUGAAAUUAAAAAGAACUUAUGCUAGCCUCACAUUUUAGAUCGAUGAUGAUUGUACCCAACACUCCCUUUAAUAUUAAACAAAUUACCAUUUGAUUUUUAUCAGUUAGUGAAAGUAUUGCUUGAAAGUACAUAUAUGAAAUUAAAAAGAACUUAUGCUAGCCUCACAUUUUAGAUCGAUGAUGAUAAUGAUAAGUCAGUGGUAACAGCUGAAUGACAAUUUUGCAAUCAGUUUAUUUAUAACGCUUAACUUAGUUUAACAGCUCCAAUAUGAUAACAAAAAAAUAAAAAAGGUUUUCUGGCGAAAAACGACCACUCAUAAAACUUAUGUGUGUAGUUGGGUCAUAAAACACUCAUAUUAAAGGUAUUUAUGAAAGCUAUAUACGAUUUCCAGGAAACAUUUUGAAGAGCUUCGCUCUUCUGGCACCUAACCUAUCGAGUUGCUAAUCAUUAAAUUGAGUGGAGUUAGUGGAACCAAUGUCAAUCGAUAAAGUGCUGCAAAUGCCAACUUUAUUUUUACCUCGUCAUAUCGUCAUAGCUGCUUGGUUCACCGAAAAAGUACAUGUCGAUUAGUCAGGAAAGAUAACAAGUGCGAUAGGGCAGUGUUGUCAUUAAAUGGCCGGCGAUUUCAGUGCAUGGCCCACCGCAAACAUGAACAGCACAUGGGUGAACACGCCUCCAGACACGGAAAUGGUGACCGUAGCCGUGGCCCCUCAGCCAGACUGUGGGGUGGUGGUGACCCAGAUACCCAUAUACACCCUGAACGGGGUGGGGGCGGGAGCACUUCCGCUAACUGUUGGCUGGCAGCCGAUGAGGGUGAGGUGCCCGUCCUGCAAGGGUGAAGUCACUACCAGUCUGCUCACGGCCCCCACCCGAAAGACCCACCUGUGCGCCCUGACCUUGUAUAUCUGCUGCUGCUGGCCCUUCGUGUGCCUGCCCUACUUUAUUAACUACUGCAAGAGUGUCCAGCACUACUGCCCAAAUUGUGGAUGCCACAUAGGAAGCUACGGCAUUUGAUGUGAUCAAGCUUCUUUGCAAUGCCAGUAAACAUUACAUGUAGUCUUUCUAAAAACUUCAA
Drosophila subpulchrella is the source of this 1091-nucleotide messenger RNA. RefSeq names its product lipopolysaccharide-induced tumor necrosis factor-alpha factor homolog. The coding region runs from base 629 to 1030 and encodes 133 amino acids. Lineage: Eukaryota; Metazoa; Arthropoda; Insecta; Diptera; Drosophilidae. The transcript has 2 exons. Gene Ontology annotation, molecular function: zinc ion binding. The record is from RefSeq and is a predicted model, not a curated record.